GUAGCGCGCACCUCCGGCGACUAAGGUCCCUUCUCCAUUCACGAGGCAGCUUCGGUUCCACACCUGUACUCUCGCUCACUUCGUCUCCUUACCAACGCACAGCAAUGGUUUCCCGUAGUUCCGCAAGCCUCCUGAUGGUGGCGCUGGUGGCCAUGGUGGCUGUGACACGAGUGUCAGCCAAGGCUCUUCCUGAGCAGGAUGUCCAGGCUUACCCUCAGCCUCAGCAUGUGUUGGAUCCUUUCGGGAACCAUCUGGUGGACGACGACGGCUCCCUGGACACCGCCCUCAUCAACUACCUAUUCGCCAAGCAGAUGGUGGAGCGCCUCAGAAACAACGUCGACGUGCGGGACCUGCAGAGGAAGCGCUCUUACUGGAAGCAGUGCGCCUUCAACGCCGUCAGCUGCUUCGGCAAGAGGAAGUGAAGCAAUUCCCUAUAAAAACAGAAACCUAGGACGGGGAAGGAGUGGGAGACGCAAUGCAGAAAAGGUGCAGCUGUCAUCACCGAAGAAAGUACAUGGGUGGUGGAAUUCAUUUUCUGACAUCAGAGCACCUCUAAGAAUUUUAAUAUUUCUAAGGCUAUGAUAUACAUGUAUGUGUCUGCAAUUCUUAAAAGACUGUAUAGGAGCGUAAUGAUUUCAUCAUAAUAUUCCUUUCAAGCAGCCUUUGUUUGAAUUAAUUGCACAUUCCACUGUGAGAAAGUCUGCUCAUUAUGUUCACUUAGAAGAUAUGUUACAAUGAUCUGCGUUGUGUUAUCGGUUGGAAA
This is a messenger RNA of Penaeus indicus, 763 nucleotides long. RefSeq names its product prohormone-1-like. NCBI's taxonomy places the organism in Eukaryota, Metazoa, Arthropoda, Malacostraca, Decapoda, Penaeidae. The transcript is spliced from 4 exons. The record is from RefSeq and is a predicted model, not a curated record. Bases 105 to 422 code for a protein of 105 amino acids.